This is a messenger RNA of Argiope bruennichi, 2224 nucleotides long. RefSeq names its product neuronal acetylcholine receptor subunit alpha-7-like. Bases 76 to 1533 code for a protein of 485 amino acids. The record is from RefSeq and is a predicted model, not a curated record. The transcript has 9 exons. Gene Ontology annotation, biological process: chemical synaptic transmission; monoatomic ion transmembrane transport; nervous system process. Gene Ontology annotation, cellular component: synapse; postsynaptic membrane; neuron projection. Lineage: Eukaryota; Metazoa; Arthropoda; Arachnida; Araneae; Araneidae. Gene Ontology annotation, molecular function: transmembrane signaling receptor activity; acetylcholine-gated monoatomic cation-selective channel activity.
CAGAGGUAUAUUUCAUUUCUGUCUUCUUCGACAGAAAGGAAAGGACAGAAGAGUUCCGAUAUUAGCCCGUAUGAUAUGGUCACCUCCAAGUAUUCGGCGCAAUUAAGAGACCAUUCAUUUGAGCAGACAAGUCGAAAUUCGGCUCAAGGUCCGCACGAGAAGCGUCUACUCAACGACCUGUUGUCGAGCUACAAUGUUCUGGAACGUCCCGUCGCAAACGAAUCAGAACCUCUCCUCAUCAGUUUCGGGCUUACAUUGCAACAAAUCAUCGACGUGGAAGAAAAGAAUCAAAUUAUUACGACAAACGUUUGGCUAAAUCUGGAGUGGGUUGAUGUUAACCUGCGUUGGAACGCCAGUGAAUACGGAGGUGUUAAAGAUUUAAGAAUACCUCCUUGGAGAAUAUGGAAACCAGACGUCCUCAUGUACAAUAGUGCCGAUGAGAAAUUUGACGGCACUUAUCACACAAAUGUCGUGGUUCGUAACAAUGGCAGCUGUACCUACAUUCCUCCGGGUAUCUUCAAAAGUACCUGCAAGAUAGAUAUAACGUGGUUUCCCUUCGAUGACCAACGGUGUGAAAUGAAAUUCGGCUCGUGGACGUAUGACGGAUACCAGUUGGACCUCAGACUGUCUUCAGAGGAUGGCGGAGAUUUGUCCACAUAUAUUACAAACGGAGAAUGGGACCUCAUUGCACUGCCAGGUACGCGUAAUGUGAUAGUGUACGCGUGCUGCCCUGAGCCUUACGUGGACGUCACUUUCUACAUCCACAUCCGGCGGCGGACCCUCUACUAUGGCUUCAAUCUCAUCAUCCCCUGCGUCCUCAUCUCAUCCAUGGCACUGCUGGGUUUUGCUCUGCCCCCGGACUCGGGCGAGAAACUCACGCUUGGUGUCACCAUCCUGCUAUCCUUGACUGUGUUCAUGCUGCAGUUGGCCGAGGCUAUGCCACCAACCUCCGACGCCGUCUCUAUUAUAGGCACCUAUUUUGCUUGCAUCAUGAUAAUGGUCGCCUUCUCCGUGGUCAUGACCGUGGUGGUGCUCAACUAUCAUCAUCGGAGUUCGGACACACAUGAAAUGCCCAACUGUAUCCGUUCCAUCUUCCUGGGCUGGUUGCCGCGCCUCCUGCUCAUGAAGCGUCCCAAAUCCAAGCUCCAGCGAAAAGGGCUGCUCGUCAAUUCUAAGAAAGAGUUCGAACUGAAGGAGCGCUCUUCCAAGAGCCUGUUGGCUAACGUCCUGGACAUCGAUGAGGCCGGCGGGAUCCGGCAGACCGACGCCGGGACGUCCAAUUUCGCGCCCACCGACGAGCCUCCAGCCACCGUCCGAGGGUGCUUUGCCACUCAGCGUGAACUGAGUGCCAUCCUGAAGGAACUGCGCUACAUCACCAGCCGGAUGAAGCGCGAAGACAAGGUGAACGACAUCAUCGCCGAAUGGAAGUACGCGGCCAUGGUGGUGGACAGGAUGUGCCUCAUUCUUUUCACUGCCUUCACGGUGCUAUCCACCUGCAUUUGCCUCUUCUCUGCGCCCCACCUCAUCGCCUGACCUUUCCUGUACACACUGGACUUCAUGGGCAUAAUGUGCCCUUUCGAUGGGUUUUGAUGUCUCACGAACACACAUACACACACACAAAUCAACACGAGUUUUUAUAUUUGGAGUCUUUCUGUCUUCUGCACAAAUUUAUAAGAAUGGGUGACUUUUAUAUUUGAAAUUGUGAUUGGUGUCCAAAAAUGCCUCAGGCUUCAUGAGUUUAAUAUCGAAUUCAAGGUUUUCGAUAUGGCUAAUAUUGUCCUUAAUAAUGUUGACUAAUUCUAUAGGAUGCAAAUGACUACUUCUUAAGGAGUGCGUUUCUAUUAUACUAAGGUCACUAAAAAUUUUACGGGAUUGCAGAUGAUAUUGAUAAGAGAGAAUACUGCAUUUCAUAUCAUGAGUCAAAAUAGAUUUUAAUACCAAAAGUUGUCGACAGAAAUCGUCUAUUGACGCUAUCUUUCCAUUGUCUUCUUUCUUUUUCUUUUCUGGUUUAUCUUCCAUGUCUUGUAGUGUUUUUAAAAGAAUCGAUGCAUUAAACAGAUAUCCACUUCUUGUUUAACUUGCGUAUAAUUCCAAAUUAAUUUUAUUUCAACUCAAAGAUUAUUUUGAAAUAUUAUAUAACCUCAUCCCAAGGAUUGUAGGUAGUUGAAUUUCAUUUUAAGCAAUUAAAAUUAAGCUCUGAAGCAUGUUACAUAAUUCUUCACUG